AUGUCGUGUGCUCAGUCGUAUAUCCACCUGAUACCUUCCAAUGUGAAGGAGGCCGCUGCGAAGUCGCUUCGGGCUGCGGGGCGUGCUGGCGGUGCUGGUCGUGUUGGCAGUGCUGGUAGUGGCAGUGGCACUGGUGUGCAGAAGUCAGUUUCUUUGAAGAUACAUUUGGAGAAGUUCCCCAGUUCGAUCGGGCAUGCCACUUCGCGGGUGAACCGGCUGCACAAUGAGGACUCGUACUCGAUCAACAUGCUGCGGAUGCCCUCCCGCACGGAGCAGUUGCUGGCGUAUAAGAAUAAGGACUUGCUGAGCAAGAACAGCAGGUCUGUGCUGAAUGUGUCGAUAUUUGACGGUCAUGGCGGUGAAGGCAGGGUGUCGAAACUUCUUGCGCGGGAGUUUUACAAGGAUAUUGUUGCGGGCUACCCCAGUGAGCAAGAUUUCUUUCAUCUGCUGGACAGAUACAGGAAAUUGAUCGGUGGGAAGUACUGGAACGACCUAUACCAGAGCAGAGAGCAGUUCUACGACAAGUUCAUAAAGAAUUGUAACACCAAGCAGGAGCUUGUGUUAUUCGGCGCAGACCAGAAGGGUUCGCGGAUGAUUUUUGACAAAUGGGGGAACAUCAUAGAUAAAACGAGCCUGUUAACAGAUCUCGAAAGAUUACGUCUGUAUUACUCUUUCCUUAAGUUCGAUCUAGAGAAAUGCUGUGGGUUCGAUGAUAUGGAAUCCUUACCUGAGAAUUUUUCCGCAGAGGAGCAUUUAAAAAGGUACUCAGGUGGAUCUACUGCAUCCUCUAUCUUCCUGUCGUCUUAUAAUAACAACUUGAAGACAGACGACUCAUUUUUCAUCUAUCCUAAUGGCCUCUUUAAGCUCGUAGUCACCCAAGUAGGCGACACCAAGAUUAUUAUAUGUGACAAGAACGGAAUCGCACACCCAUUGACAAGGUUGCAUCAUCCAACAUCCUCUAGAGAAUCCAAGAGACUAAAUAUGGAUGUUAAGAAAGAAGAAGAAGAGGCAGAUUCUUUUGGUGAAAAGAGGUUUUUAAACAAGUUUGCGAAUACUAGAUCGUUCGGUGAUCUGGUCGGUAAGAAAGAGGGUCUCUCUAGUGAACCAGAUAUUUAUUCCUAUUUGGUCGGAAACACAGAACAGUUGCCGCACUCUGAAAGAUCGAAACUGCAAUUUGGUGGAGAUGAAUGCUUCAUUUGCAUGGUUACCGAUGGAGUCUCCGAUAUUCUCUCGGAUCAAGAGAUUGUAGAUUUAAUCACUUCGACCGUCAAUAUGAGAGGCCUAAAGACGGCCAAUCCACAAUACUUGGCAGAGGAAGUGGUGAAAUUUAUAGAGGCAGUCGGCGACAGACACGCUGAUAAUGCGACAUGCAUUAUCUUAAGGCUUCCGAACUGGGGAAGCUGGCCCACAAUCGAUCGGACUGGUGCGGAGAGAGAAGAAAAGCUAAUGGGAUCUUCAAAGGGAGAAAGAGCGUAG
Nakaseomyces glabratus is the source of this 1476-nucleotide messenger RNA. RefSeq names its product type 2C protein phosphatase PTC6 (gene PTC6). The record is from RefSeq and is a predicted model, not a curated record. Gene Ontology annotation, molecular function: [pyruvate dehydrogenase (acetyl-transferring)]-phosphatase activity. Gene Ontology annotation, biological process: protein dephosphorylation. NCBI's taxonomy places the organism in Eukaryota, Fungi, Ascomycota, Saccharomycetes, Saccharomycetales, Saccharomycetaceae. Gene Ontology annotation, cellular component: mitochondrion.